GCGCGUGCGCAGACCGAGGCCAAAGUUCGCGGGCGGGAAGCCGCGGGCCGAGCCCCGCGGCGCCCUCCGGCGGCGGCAGGCGAUAGCUGGGGUCCCCCUAGAGGGGCGGGGCCGGGUCACGUGGCGGGAAGGACGCGCGGGGUGCGCCGGCCAUGGAGGGUGCGGGACCUGCAGGUCGUGGGGCGCGGGGCGCGGGGCCUGGGGACGCGCGAGGCCCGCUGCAGCCUGGCGCUGUCCCUGCAGCUCCUGAGGCCCUGUCCCCCGCGGGCGGUGCGGGCGACGAAGCGCCGGAUGAAGACGAGGAGGAGGCGGAGGCCGAGGACCCCGAGCGGCUGUCGGGCCCUGGGGGAGGGCGCGGCGGCGGCGGCGGCGGUGGCGCGGUCGGCGGGGCCGCGCCCGGGGUCUGCGGCGCGCUGGGGGGCGCGCUCACCAGGCGCGCUGUCACGCUGCGGGUGCUGCUCAAGGACGCGCUGCUGGAGCCGGGCUCCGGGGUGCUCUCUAUCUACUACCUGGGGAAGAAGUUCAUUGGAGACCUGCAGCCAGAUGGGAGGAUUGUGUGGCAAGAAACUGGGCAAGUGUUCAACUCUCCCAGUGCCUGGGCUACACAUUGCAAGAAGCUGGUCAACCCAGCCAAGAAGUCCGGCUGUGGCUGGGCCUCAGUCAAGUACAAGGGCCAGAAACUGGACAAGUAUAAAGCUGCUUGGCUGCGGCGACACCAGCUGCACAUGCCCACUGCUGCUGCUGAUGAGAGCCCAGCCAGUGAAGCAGAAGAGGAGGAGCUGCUGAUGGAGGAAGAGGAGGAGGAGGUUUUGGCGGGGGUUUCAUCAGAAGACAAGAGUCGGAGACCCCUGGGGAAGGGUGCCACGGAGACUGCACACCCUGAGGCCCCGCCCCCAGGGAAGCGGGCAGAAAGUAAGAUCCGGGUGCCAGUGCGCUACUGCAUGCUGGGCAGUCGUGACUCUGCCAGGAGCCCCCACACCCUGGUGGAAGUAACAUCCUUUGCAGCCAUCAACAAAUUCCAGCCAUUCAAUGUGGCCGUUUCCAGCAACGUGCUGUUUCUGCUGGACUUUCACAGCCACCUGACGAGGAGCGAGGUCGUGGGUUACCUGGGGGGCCGCUGGGACAUCAACAGUCAGAUGCUCACAGUGCUGAGGGCCUUUCCCUGUCGGAGCCGGCUCGGGGAUGCCGAUAUCGCAGCUGCCAUUGAGGAGGAGAUCUACCAGAGCCUGUUCCUGCGGGGCCUGUCCCUGGUGGGCUGGUACCACAGCCACCCACACAGCCCGGCGCUGCCCUCGCUGCAGGACAUCGACGCGCAGAUGGAUUACCAGCUGCGGCUGCAGGGCGCCAGCAAUGGCUUCCAGCCCUGCCUUGCCCUGCUUUGCUCCCCCUACUACGCCGGCAACCCAGGCCCCGAGUCCAAGAUCGCGCCCUUCUGGGUCAUGCCGCCUCCCGAGCAAAGGCCCAGUGAUUACGGCAUCCCCAUGGACGUGGACAUGGCCUGUGUGCAGGACACCUUCCUGACCAACGACAUCCUCCAUGAGAUGAUGCUGCUUGUGGACUUCUACAAGGGCGCCCCCGACCUCGUGAGGUUCCAAGAGGCCUGGAGCCUAGAGCACAGCUACCUCGACAAGCUCAAGAUCUCCCUGGCCAGCAGGACGCCCAAGGACCAGGGCCUGGGCCACGUGCUGGAGCAGGUGUGCAGUGUCCUCAAGCAGGCGGGGUGAGGCCCGCGCCCUCUUCCCACCUCAUCCACCAGGUGGCUCUGGGUGACCGCGGCUGCAUGAUGCAAACGCUCUGACAAUAAAGACUCCAGAGUA
This is a messenger RNA of Heterocephalus glaber (naked mole-rat), 1817 nucleotides long. The record is from RefSeq and is a predicted model, not a curated record. NCBI's taxonomy places the organism in Eukaryota, Metazoa, Chordata, Mammalia, Rodentia, Bathyergidae.